UUUUGUCUCCUAGGGUUUUUCAUCAACAGCGCGGCGGGAAGCUUAGUAUCGCAGCGGCCAUGGUUCUCAAGACUGAGCUUUGUCGAUUCAGUGGGGCCAAGAUAUACCCAGGGAGAGGCAUCAGAUUCAUCCGGGCCGAUUCUCAGGUGUUUCUCUUCGCCAACUCAAAAUGCAAGAGGUACUUCCACAACCGGCUGAAGCCAUCAAAGCUUACCUGGACAGCCAUGUAUAGGAAGCAGCACAAGAAGGACAUUGCUCAAGAGGCUGUAAAGAAGAGGAGACGUGCCACCAAGAAGCCCUACUCCAGGUCCAUUGUUGGUGCAACAUUGGAAGUCAUCCAAAAGAAGAGAGCCGAAAAGCCAGAAGUGCGUGAUGCUGCUAGAGAAGCUGCUCUCCGUGAAAUUAAGGAAAGGAUUAAGAAAACCAAGGACGAAAAGAAGGCCAAGAAGGCAGAAGUGAUGGCCAAGUCACAGAAGGCGCCAGGUAAGGGUAACGUUCCUAAGGGAGCUGCACCCAAGGGUCCAAAGCUGGGUGGUGGCGGUGGAAAGCGUUGAUCCUUCUAUUAGGUUUUGUUUUGUGAUUUAAAUUGCCAGAUUUGGUAGAUAGGACAUUCUGAUAAUUUUGCGUUCUUUUUUGUGUUAUGAGAAGUAAUCCGUAUUAAUUGAUAAACUUAAUGUGCACUUAUUCGAGUGGUUAAUUUCCAGUUUAAAUUUUAUAUUUGAAGUCAGAAGAUUGAUGAGAUUA
This is a messenger RNA of Cucurbita moschata (crookneck pumpkin), 744 nucleotides long. RefSeq names its product 60S ribosomal protein L24. The coding region runs from base 60 to 554 and encodes 164 amino acids. The record is from RefSeq and is a predicted model, not a curated record. The transcript has 5 exons. Gene Ontology annotation, biological process: cytoplasmic translation. Gene Ontology annotation, cellular component: cytosolic large ribosomal subunit. Gene Ontology annotation, molecular function: mRNA binding; structural constituent of ribosome. NCBI's taxonomy places the organism in Eukaryota, Viridiplantae, Streptophyta, Magnoliopsida, Cucurbitales, Cucurbitaceae.